Plasmodium malariae is the source of this 900-nucleotide messenger RNA. Its product is annotated as tryptophan-rich antigen. The record is from RefSeq and is a predicted model, not a curated record. NCBI's taxonomy places the organism in Eukaryota, Apicomplexa, Aconoidasida, Haemosporida, Plasmodiidae. The transcript has 2 exons. Bases 1 to 900 code for a protein of 299 amino acids.
AUGCUAUCAAAUACUGCUGCAACUUUCACUGUUUCAAAAAUAUUUUUCUCUUUAUUUUUUUUAUUUCCUUCUUUUCUUUUAAAUAAUGCUUCUGAAUUAUCUUACUUAUCUCUGAAUGAAUCUAAUCAUUAUCCAAGUAAUGUAUUAGAAUAUCUAAAAGAUCCAAAAGAAAGAUCACACGAAUGGAAAGUGAACAGAUGGAAAAAUUGGAUGAACCAAUUGGAGGAAGAUUGGGAAGAAUUCAGCGAAACUCUACAAACUGAUAAUAAUGAGUGGAUCGAAGGAAAUGAAGAGAAAUGGGAAAUAUGGUUUGAAUCAAUUAAAAAAAAAUGGAUACAUUAUAAUAAAAAUUUAGAAAACGAAUAUAAAAAAGAUAUAUUGGCGGAAUCAUUAACGUGGGAUGAAACUAUGUGGAAAGUAUGGAUUAAUACAGAAGGAAGAGAACAUAUGGAGAAAGAAUGGAAAACAUGGAUUGCAGAAAAAGAAUCCAAUAUGUAUGAUUGGGUGGUUAAACAGUGGAGUCAAUGGAAAAGCGAAAAAAUAGAAGAAUGGGUAAACAGUAAAUGGAAACUUAAAGAAGAUGAAUAUUGGAAAAAAUGGGAACACAAAGUCAAGAAAUGGAAUAAAAUGAAGAAAAUGUUACAUUCAAAAGAAAAUAAUGAUUGGAUGAAAUGGAAACAAAGGGUAGAAAUGGAAAGGGAACAAUGGCUUGAUUGGGUAGAGUCCAAAGAUGAAAUAUUUAUAAAUCAAAAGUGGAAAAACUGGAAAAAAUGGAAAAAUAAUAAACGAAAUAUUUUUUAUAAAUGGGUAGACAACUAUAUUAACAAAUGGAUAGAUGAGAAAAAGUGGGUUCCUUUAGUUAAUGAAGUAAAAGAAUUGACGAAAAAGAAAGGUAGAUGA